AAAUCUGUGUAAUCUUGCACUUCGUGUACAGUGCAGAGAGGGGGCGCUCCGGCGCCGCCAGUCUUUGUCCCAGGGAGCAGCGCGCGGCGUGUCGGAUCAAGAUGUCUCCCGGCGUGUUCCAGUUUAACGAGGCGCGGCAGAAGUUCAGCGUAUGUACAAAAGAAGCUGUGAAGAGCAAAAAUGUCAAGCCAUUGACCCUUGUAUUCAGCCAGUUGAGUGGAGGAGAAACAGAGAAGAAAACUACACUGGAUCAAGCAUUCAGAGGAAUUCUUGAAGAAAAAAUUUUAGAACAAGGUGAAUUUGAAGAGUUCUUGUCUAUUAUCUCUCUUAGCAUUAAUGGAGUCACAGAAGGUAUUUGCUCUGCAACAACACCCUUCAUACUGCUUGGUGAUGUACUUGAUUGCCUUCCUCUUGAUCAAUGUGACAGAAUAUUCACUUUCGUAGAAAAGAAUGUUGGAACUUGGAAAUCUGCAACAUUCUACUCUGCUGGCAAAAACUACUUAUUAAGAAUGUGCAAUGAUCUCUUACGAAGACUUUCCAAGUCGCAGAACACUGUUUUCUGUGGAAGAAUCCAGCUAUUCCUGGCUAGAUUGUUUCCUUUAUCAGAAAAGUCAGGGCUCAAUCUGCAAAGCCAAUUUAACCUGGAAAAUAUCACGGUGUUCAACACCAAUGAACAGGACAGCACCCUAGGGCUGAAGAAUUUGCAGCACACAGAAGAUAAAGAAGAUGGAAUGGAAGUUGAGGAGGGAGAGACAGGUGACGAGGAACCCCCUUCAACUUGCUCUGUUCCCAUCGAUUACAACUUGUAUCGGAAGUUUUGGUCACUCCAGGAUUUUUUCAGAAAUCCAUUGCAGUGUUACGAGAAAAUUUUUUGGAAGACGUUUUUGAAGCAUUCGGAUGAAGUGUUAGAUGUUUUCAGAAGCUACAAACUGGAUGAUAUGCAGGCUUCAAAGAAGAAGCAGGAGGAAUUAAAACCCCCAGGAGAUGCACAUGUUUACUUCGCUAAAUUCUUGACCAGUGAGAAGCUGAUGGACCUACAACUAAAUGACAGCAACUUUAGACGACAUAUUCUUUUACAGUAUUUGAUAUUGUUUCAAUACCUGAAGGGCCAAGUCAAAUUUAAAAGCUCCUAUUGCGUAUUAACUGAUGAACAGUCUCUCUGGAUUGAAGAUACCACCAAAGCAGUUUAUCAGUUGCUCAAGGAGACCCCACCUGAUGGAGAUAAGUUUUCUAGAAUGGUAGAGCAUAUAUUACAUAGUGAAGACAACUGGAUUGCAUGGAAAAAUGAAGGCUGUCCAAGUUUUGUUAAAGAAAGACCACCCGAAUCCAAAAUUCCAAAGCCUGCAAGGAAAAGGCCUGCUCCUGAAGAAUUCUUCGGAAGAGGACCAAAUAAGAAGGUCUUAAUGGGAAAUGAAGAGCUGACACGGUUAUGGAAUCUCUGCCCUGAUAACAUGGAGGCAUGCAAAUCUGAGAGCAGAGAAUUUAUGCCCAGUUUAGAGGAGUUUUUUGACGACGCAAUUGAACAAGCUGAUCCAGAGAACAUGGUUGAAGAAGAGUAUAAGGUGGUAAAUAAUUCCAAUUAUGGCUGGAGGGCUUUGAGGCUGCUAGCUCGAAGAAGUCCACACUUUUUCCAGCCAACCAACCAGCAAUUCAAGAGCUUGCCAGAGUACCUAGACAAUAUGGUUAUCAAAUUGGCGAAGGAAUUACCUCCUCCAUCUGAAGAAAUAAAGACAGCAGACGAUGAAGAUGAGGAAGAAGACAAUGAUGAUGCACUGCUAAAAGAAAGCAAUGAAAGUCCUGAUUUGCACACGAGACUUGUAACAGGUGAACAAAUAGAUAUAUUUGCCAGCAAGCUUGGAGAACAGUGGAAAGUAUUGGCACCCCACUUUGAAAUGAAGGAGUCCGACAUCUGUGCAAUCGAGUCAGAUAGCGAGGACAUGAAGAUGCGUGCUAAGCUGCUGCUCGUGGCUUGGCAUGAUCGGGAGGGACUGCAAGCUACAGUAGAGAAUUUUUUGUCUGUGUUGAUUGAUGCUGGUUUAAAUGAACUUGCCGAAACCCUGACAAAUGAGGCUGAUAGCAUCAGCUAGUCAUUGACUGAAGAACCAAACAAGUGUACAAAUCAACCUUGUUUUCUUUUUUACUAUUCCAUUUCAAAUAAUGAGAUAGUGAAUUUUACAAGUUUUUUAAUAUAAACAAGUUUCUGUAAUGUGGAGAUUUGUUGAUUUACUAUCUAUGGUUUUGAGUUAAUGAGCCAAAUUUGACAUGGUGUUUACACUCUCCACUGUAAACUUUUACAAUUGUUAAGGGGUUACUACUUAAUUAAAAUUGCAGCCAUUUUAUGUGUAAUCCACAA
Leucoraja erinaceus (little skate) is the source of this 2353-nucleotide messenger RNA. It is a transcript of the gene thoc1, whose product is annotated as THO complex 1. The transcript is spliced from 21 exons. Gene Ontology annotation, cellular component: THO complex part of transcription export complex. Gene Ontology annotation, molecular function: protein binding. NCBI's taxonomy places the organism in Eukaryota, Metazoa, Chordata, Chondrichthyes, Rajiformes, Rajidae. Gene Ontology annotation, biological process: regulation of DNA-templated transcription elongation; signal transduction; mRNA export from nucleus. Bases 102 to 2087 code for a protein of 661 amino acids. The record is from RefSeq and is a predicted model, not a curated record.